Messenger RNA from Impatiens glandulifera, 552 nucleotides. RefSeq lists its product as uncharacterized. Lineage: Eukaryota; Viridiplantae; Streptophyta; Magnoliopsida; Ericales; Balsaminaceae. The record is from RefSeq and is a predicted model, not a curated record. The transcript has a single exon. The coding region runs from base 1 to 552 and encodes 183 amino acids.
AUGUUUGUUUCUUUCUCAAAGAAAAUAUGUCUUGGACUUAUUAAAGAAACUGGUAAGCUUGCUGUAAAACCCGCAAAAACUCUCAUUGAAACAACUGUUAAAUUAAACACUAAAGAAGGUACCCCUCUUCAUGACAUUAGUAUGUAUCAAAGACUUGUAGUUAAACUUAUCUACCUAGAAAUUACUCGUCCAAAUAUAACCUUUGUAGUUAACAAUGUAAGUCAAUUCAUGCAUGCUCCAAGAACUUCACACAUUUCUGCUAUUUACAGGAUUCUACAUUAUCUUAAAGCUACUCCUAGAGUAGGCAUAUGGAUGAAGCAAAAUAACCGCAUUUACGUCAUUGGUUAUACUGAUACUAAUUGGGCAGGCAAUUUUGAUAUAAAGUCGACUACCGGCUUUUGUACAUUCAUUGGAGGAAAUCUAGUGACGUGGAGAAGUAAAAAGCAAAAUAUUGUUUCCCGUUCAAGCGCCGAAGCUAAAUAUCGUGCUAUGGCGGCUACUACCGGAGAACUCAUUUGGAUUAAAUAUAUUCUUAAAGACUUGGGAGUUUAG